UUUGAUCCCGAACGGUUUAUGGGCUUUGAUAAAGAAAACCUGGAAGAAUCUUCAAAAAUAUCAAAAAUGGCAUAUGUUCCAUUUGGAUUUGGGUUUCGAUCAUGUAUUGGGCAAAGAUAUGCACUCAAUACACUUACGUUAAUAACAGCUCUGUUGGUUAGGAGAUUUGAUAUAGAUGCAGUUCAUAAGAUUGAUGAAAUUAUAUGGAAAGAAGCUACAUUCUCUAACCGAGCAGUAAAUGGUAUAUGGUUAAAAUUUACUCCAAGAAUGGCUGAAUAG
This is a messenger RNA of Paraglomus occultum, 279 nucleotides long. Lineage: Eukaryota; Fungi; Glomeromycota; Glomeromycetes; Paraglomerales; Paraglomeraceae. The record is from the annotation of a GenBank genome assembly.